AUGAGUCAAAGGCCAUCUUCAAGAAAUUCAUGCAUACGAGAAGAACCAAUAACUAGAAGAAAAAGUUCAGAAUCUAAUAGAUGUGAACGCCCACAAACAACCAGUUGUAGAGUUAUUGAACCGAUCCAAGAGGAAUGUCCUGAUAAUUUUGAGUCACAAAUAAACGAAGAUGAAAAAUGCCCAUACACGGAUCAAGAACCAAGAUAUGAUCCCAAAGAGCUUCGUGAUGCUGUUCGAAUACUUAAUCCAUUUGUUAGACUAAUUAAAGACACUAAUAAUCCGUAUGCUAGAAUAGUAGCCCGAGAAGUAUGCAAAACGUUUUAUCAUUUGUUUCAUACAAAUAUACAUCCAAUAGACGUUAUGAAAACUAUUAAUUGGAGAGCUAAGACUGUAAGAACCCAACAGUUGUGGAAUGAAUUUUGGCUUUAUGUCCCAGGGUCGAAAAUUGAAGAAUGGGUAUCGUUACGUGAAUGUGUUAAGAAUGAUAAUCUCAUAGAUUUUAAUAGUUAUUGUAGUCCGUGUCAAACACAAUCUGAAAAUGUCAACUCACAAGUUGAUGAAUUUCAGUGUCCCGUAAAUCAAUUAUCUAAUAAUGAAAACCGACAAAAUCAAUGCAUUCGGAAAACUCAGAGAAAUCUUACAGAACAUGUAAAUUUUGGAGACGUCUGUGGUUCUGAUACAUACCAAAGUUUAUACGACAUUAGUCCCCCAGAUAUGAAUUUCGAACACCAAUGCGCUGGUUCUGAUAAUUUUCCAUACAUACAUAAUUUUAAACCAAAAACUUCAGGAAAAAUGUCUCCAAGUACGGUAGACCAAAAUAAAAAUACAUUUAAAUUAAAUUCAAAACAACAGUAUGGAAAAAUUUCUGAAACUCAGUGUCAGUUGAAACAUCUUAAUGAGCCUACAAAUAAAAAUUGUAGUGUUGGUAUUGAAGAUACUAUGAGAAAAAUAAAAACGAAAAAUUGUACUUCAGAAUGCAAACGUCAACAUGCAGGAAAUGACUUUUAUUUCCCGCAUUCUGAACCUGGCUGCAGUGCUGGUCCUACAUAUGUGCCUGAUUCUGGAAUUGAUACAACACAACAUGAAUAUUACAGAAUAACUGCAAACACGCCAUCACCUCCACGAAAUCAACUUCGGCGUUUGCCAAAAACGCCAGUUGAACCAGAACUUAGAACAAAUGCUCUACAAUGUUCUGUAAUAGACAAUGACGAAGAGUGUAGUGAUUCAGAUUCUGUCGAGAGUUUAAAAAAUAUACAGCAGAUAGCAUGUAAAUCAAGUUUAGUAGCCAAUGCAUUUACUAAUUUAUCAUUAGCAAAAAAAGACCUUGAAACAAAAACAAAUGCUUUUAAUAUGUUAACACAACAUUAUUUAAAUUUUGCAUCGAACCCAAUAGAAGUAGAACCUCCAUGUCCAGACAGUCCAAGUGCAAAAAUGAUCUUGCAAGCUAUCUAUAAAAAUCCACCAAAAAUUAUCAAACCAUUCAAUGAUUGUGAAUGGAACGAUAAUGCUUUUCAUGAUAAAGAUUUCAUUCGUUUACUCCCGUUUUAUGAAAGCGUACAUAAUCAAUUAGAAUAUAUUUCGAAAACACAACGAGAUUAUGGUAUAAAUAUGUUAGAUGACAUUAUGUCCACUUUUUAUCAUAUACACUACGAUUUGGGUGAUCCAAGACUCAAAAAUGAUAUGCUUAAAGAACACGUCAAACUUAUUACAAGAAAUACUUGGGAAUCAUAUUUUUAUAAAGACAAAAAAAUGCCUGCCAUACCUGAUAAAGAAUCUUGUCGACCAACCCCACAGCAGUUAUAUCCAAAACAACCUACUCCAGUACAACAAUCUUGUACAAGACCACCAAAUCCAGUACAACAACCUUGCUCAAGACAACCUAGUUCAGUACAACGAUUAUGUCCAAAACCACCAAACCAAAGGCCACCUAAUGUUAGACAACCACAAGCACCGAGACUUAAUGUUAGCAGAAGACCGCCCACGACAUCUAACCAAAGAAUAGAUGAUUGUCCUCAACAAGCGUGUAAUCCUCCUGUAGAAAAUAAAAGAACUUUUCUACGCAGAAGUCGGCCAAGUGGUGCACCAAAGGGAUGGGCUCCAAAAUUAAAACACGCAGAUCGCCCAGACACCUUGCCGGUAUUUAAAGCGAAACCAUUACCAAAAUUUGUUCGCGAUAGAUUAAAUCAACAAGAUGCAGCAUGUUAA
Messenger RNA from Rhopalosiphum maidis (corn leaf aphid), 2205 nucleotides. RefSeq lists its product as uncharacterized. The coding region runs from base 1 to 2205 and encodes 734 amino acids. The transcript has 2 exons. NCBI's taxonomy places the organism in Eukaryota, Metazoa, Arthropoda, Insecta, Hemiptera, Aphididae. The record is from RefSeq and is a predicted model, not a curated record.